AUGGCUAUCUCUGAAGUUUCUUUUCGUAUGCUCUCGCCGCCAUUGUCCCCGUAUCCGGACCUGGCUAGCUUCAAUGGACCGUUGAAAUUGCGUGAUUCUUUGCCUGGACCCACCGAUGCUUCCAGAACUUUAGGCACCCCGGAGACCUUCAGCAAGGAAUCGACACCCAGCGCCUCGCAGUGCUCGAUUGGCGAGAUUGAGCCCCGAAAACGUAAAAUGGUCACCUGUUGGGACGCUAUGCUGUCUUCUCCUGCCAAGUUCUACAAGAAGGAGCGCGACUACCUUAGCCUGUACCCGGUGCACCGUCCGUCUUGGUCCAAUUACCUCUACGUGGAGGCAGCCCCGGAGACCCGCAUUCGUCGCAAGCCCCGCCAGCGUGUUCGCCGCAUGCUCUCAGAAAUGGAGCUUUCGGGCUCUGACUCGGUGCUGACUCGGUCGCGUGCUGCUUCUGCCGGCGUGCCGGUUUCUGGCGCAGAGCCCAGCAGCGACGACGACAUUAGUGCCGGCACCGUGUCCACUCCCAAGUCACGAGCUCCCAAGAAGCGGGCAUCAACUGCCUCCCCGGUUCGCGUCCAUGAUCUCAAUCUCUCGCAGAUCGACGACUACUCCCCUUCGGUGAGCACCCUGCCUCCCGGCCGUUCGUUGCGAGCCGAGUGGAAAGGUGCUCCCAUGGAUCUCAGCCAGGACCCCGAUGUGCACCUGCUUCAUCCUGCAGAGGUUCAUUUGGCUUCUGUGCUGCGUCUGCCUGCAGAGGUGUACCUCGACUCCAAGCGACGAUUGUUUGCCGAGAAGGUGCACCGUCUGCGUCAAGGCCUGCCAUUCCGACGCACUGAUUCACAAAAGGCGUGCCGCAUUGACGUUAACAAAGCCUCGCGGCUGUUUGGCGCCUUUGAGAAGGUUGGCUGGCUUGAAGACAGCCUUUUCUCCAAAUACUUGUAA
Wickerhamiella sorbophila is the source of this 939-nucleotide messenger RNA. RefSeq lists its product as hypothetical. Gene Ontology annotation, biological process: regulation of transcription by RNA polymerase II; chromatin remodeling. The coding region runs from base 1 to 939 and encodes 312 amino acids. Gene Ontology annotation, cellular component: SAGA-type complex; nucleus. The record is from RefSeq and is a predicted model, not a curated record. NCBI's taxonomy places the organism in Eukaryota, Fungi, Ascomycota, Dipodascomycetes, Dipodascales, Trichomonascaceae. Gene Ontology annotation, molecular function: protein binding; transcription coactivator activity; chromatin binding. The transcript has a single exon.